CCUCAGUUCGUAGUAUUCUUGCUUCACUGGAAUUCCGGAGUUGUCUUAUCUACAAUGCAGCCAAGACGAAUAGUCCGCGGUCCACUGAGGGCCUUGCAUGCAAACUGUACUGAGGAGAUAACAAAUAAUCUACCCCGUGAUUACGAGGAAUGUUUUACGCCUUCAGUUGAUGGAAAUUCCAGUAUGGUAAAACAAGACACUCCUGCAACUCCGCUUGUACGAGUUCACAGUUCGGGCGUGGUCGGAAGGAGACGAUCAUUACAGCCAUUGAGGACAUCCAGUUGCCGUUCAGACAGGCCACAUAACCUUGUUUCAGCGGAAGACAUCCGAUGUCAUUUCCCGAUUCGUGUUUUAUCUGGAAAGUACCUGACGCCAUGUGAGGCCAGUAAAACCUCGGACGAUAAUGAAACCACCAUCGUAUCACCCUUGCGAAGUGGAUAUAAACGUUCUGGAAGUUACGUUCCAGACGAGGAGGAAGUCACACAAUCCAAACAGAUAUGCUACUCCAAUCAAUGUUCUGAUAACAAUUACUCCGAAAAUAAGCUUACAAUGGGUGCUUAUGUGAAGACUCAUCCACGGUAUUUCCGACGGCGCAACAGUGCUGACUGUAUGAGGCAGCCCAUUUCAGACAGAGGAAAAGUUUGCGAUGUGAAUGUGACAGCAUACAUUAGUCGUCUUUCUCCCAUAUGUCCUGUUCCUAUGCCUGAAGGAUUUCCACUCCAACUUCCGCCAUGUGCUACAGUUUCUUUACCUUGGGAAGCAAGACGUGCCAUGCUCACUCCCAGACAACCUCAACGCACUGCAGAGACCCAGACAUCUCCGACAGAAUCGACAACAACAGUCUGCGGUCAGAAGUGCUCUCGAUCCAAACGUCAGAGCUUUGGGUCGUCACAGAUGUUGGUUGGAUUGCGCAAAACGUUUGGUAGUCUCCGCCGGGCAAUCAGUGCAGAACGACUACAUCGUUCUUCCAACAGUCUUUUGGGAUCGACCGAGCGAAAUUCAUCACAAAAGCCUACACCUCCGAAAAGUGCCAAGUUAAAGCUUAAAACAUUGGUAUGCAAACGUUCAAGUAUUCAACGUUCAUCGAUCGGCGUUGGUACCAAUUCCGCGGUCAUGAUCAAAACUACGUCACCAAAGCAGUCAGAUCAGUCUAACCAUCAAAAAUCUACCGCAACUGCCCCAUUUACUAACGAGGUUAACGGGAGCAAACUUACAUGCCAAGUGGUCAGCAAGCUUCCCGAUGGAUCAAUACGAAUAGCCUUGCGUCGUGGAUCAACUCGACAACAGUUUGGAUUCUUCAUUGCUCGCGAUUCAGACGGUAUCUAUAUCAGCAGACUUGGAGGUGUUCGGAGUGCUGUUAAGUUCUGGGAUUUGUUCCGUGUUGGUGACAGAAUUUUGGAAGUUCAAGGUACAUCAUGCAGUAAACUGGAUGUGGAAGAUGUGCAAAAUCUGACCCGAGGAUGUGAACUUGUAGAAUUUCGAAUCAAACCGACUCAUGCGAGUAACUUCACGUACAGUUUGACCCAGUCUAGCUGCUGACGUGAAGUACCUCCGGCAAACUUCGCGCUUCUUUGUGAUUGAUUUUUACUAACUGCUGCCCCUGCUCAUUGUCCCGUCCUAUGCCAAAUGUACAUAGAGAUUACCUUUCCCUCAGAUACCUGAAAAGGUCUAUUCUUUUUACUUGCUCAGAUGAACCCUAUUUUUUCCUUAGCUCCAUCAGAUAAUUUUCAGCUGUUUAAACUAUGAGUAUAAAUGGUGUUCUGU
Messenger RNA from Opisthorchis viverrini, 1764 nucleotides. RefSeq lists its product as hypothetical. Gene Ontology annotation, molecular function: protein binding. NCBI's taxonomy places the organism in Eukaryota, Metazoa, Platyhelminthes, Trematoda, Opisthorchiida, Opisthorchiidae. The record is from RefSeq and is a predicted model, not a curated record. The transcript has 5 exons. Bases 55 to 1539 code for a protein of 494 amino acids.